UUCACAUCUUUUCUGUUGAAGAAUUAGUUGAGAAAUAGAAGAAUUUCGAACUCAAGCUCAACUUGUGGCCUUAGUAUAAAAAUGAAAUCUUAUUUUUUCUUAUUAUUAACGAUUUGGUUUUUGUUGCAUUGCGCUAACGCUGCCCGCAUCAAAACUUUAACAAAAAUAAAUGGUCCACUGGUUCGAAAACUUUUAAUUAAGCAUCCAAUAGUAUUCUUGACAAUACCAGAUUGUUCUCUUUACACCGAUGGAGCCUUUCUUCCAGAUCCAUCAAGUUGUUCAUCUUAUUAUAUGUGUGUUAAUGGAAAGGCGGUAAAACGUCAAUGUGCAUCAGGACUUUUAUUUGAUAGUACGAAGUAUAUUUGCAAUCUUGCCGCACUUGUUGAUUGUGAUUUAGAUGACGAUGAUAGUGAUACCACACCUUCACCGCUAGCUGACACAACAACUGAAACAACUGAAACAACAACUACAACAACACAUAGUAGAAGGUUAAUAAGACCAUAUCGUCAUUAUUCUCAUUCUGGUUCAUGCUAUACAACACCAUGUCCUCCUCCAUGUCUUUCAACGCCGUGCCCGCAGCUACCUUGUACAUCAUCUUAUCAACAGUUGCCUUGUACAUCAUCUUAUCCACAGCUACCUUGUACAACACCUUGUUCACGGCUGCCUUGUACAACACCUUGCUCGCAACGACCUUGUACAACUCCUUGCCCACAAUUACCAUGUACAACGCCUUGCCCACAACGACCUUGUACAACACCUUGUCCACAACUACCAUGUACAACGCCUUGCCCACAACGACCUUGUACAACAGCUUGUCCACAACUACCUUGUACAACGCCUUGCCCACAAAGACCUUGUACAACACCUUGCCCACAACAACCGUGCACGACACCUUGUCCACCACCUUGUCAAGAACCAUCAUAUACUGCUCCAAUAUACAUUGCACCACCUUGCACUGAAGCUCCAUAUAUUGUGCAUCCAUAUAUACCAACAUAUACGUAUAUCCCACCACAUAUACCAGUAUAUGAAUCACCUCCAUGCACGUCUCCAUGUACACCGCCUUGUACACCUGUACCAUGUACUACUAAAGCUCCUUCUGCUACGACUCCUAAGCCAGAAACAAUAAAGCAGAAAAUACGUAUAUUGCAUAAUUCAAGAGAUUGCUCAACUUUAGCAGAUGGGACUUUCUUACUCCAUCCCAGACAUUGUCAGCGGUAUUAUGUGUGUAAAAAUCGAAGAGUGCAUCGUCUACGAUGUUCAUCUGGCGAAUGGUUCGAUUACGAAGCACAAAAAUGUCGACCAAAAUUCGAAGUGCACAAUUGUCCUGCACAAUGUAAUUAAAUUUUUGUUUCAAUAUAUGAAAAAAAAUUAAAAACUAUAUUAAAAAAUAAAAUAUUAAUUAAU
Messenger RNA from Teleopsis dalmanni, 1404 nucleotides. RefSeq names its product extensin-like. NCBI's taxonomy places the organism in Eukaryota, Metazoa, Arthropoda, Insecta, Diptera, Diopsidae. Gene Ontology annotation, molecular function: chitin binding. Gene Ontology annotation, cellular component: extracellular region. The coding region runs from base 82 to 1341 and encodes 419 amino acids. The record is from RefSeq and is a predicted model, not a curated record. The transcript is spliced from 2 exons.